ACCCUAGUACAAAAUAGUAGACGCACACAUCUUACCACAAACCAAUAUUAGAGUCUAGUAAUUUAUAGUUUAUAUCGAAUAAAUUUCAAGUAACAUUUGAAGAAUGGACAAGGAGCCUGCAAAACACUGGAUAGUAAAGUCCAACCGAAUGGAUAGACGUCCGCAAUUGCCGCCAGUGUAUACCACUGAACCGCUGACGGUGCGAACCGUGCUCCAGCUAUAUUUCAACACCUUUCUGGGCGCCAACUUUGCCGAGUCCUGGGUGUAUCCGUUGGACGUGGCCAAGACCCGCAUGCAGGUGGAGGGCGAGGAGGCGAAGAAGACGGGCGCCAAGAUACCCAAUGCCUUGGCCACACUCCGAAGUAUUGUCAAAAACGAGGGACCCAAGACGCUCUAUGCUGGAUUUUCGGCCAUGGUGGCCCGGAAUUUGAUCUUCAACUCGAUGCGGGUGGUGCUCUACGAUAUCUUUCGGCGCAAGUUCAUACGCUUGGACGAAAACAAUAAGGAAACUCUGGCCGUAUCCUCGGCGCUGUCGUGCGGCUUUGUCGCCGGCUGCAUUGCCCAGGCGAUGGCCAAUCCCUUUGACAUUGUCAAGGUGCGCAUGCAGACGGAGGGUCGCCGCCGAAUCCAGGGCCACAAGCCUCGUGUCACCAAUAUGUUCAACGCCUUCACGGGCAUCUAUCGCGAGGGUGGCCUGCCCCACAUGUGGAAGGGCAUAACGCCCAGUUGCCUGCGCGCCUGCCUCAUGACCGCCGGCGAUGUUGGCACCUACGAUCUGAGCAAGCGCUUCUUCAAGGACCUGCUCCAGCUGGACGAUGGGCUGCGCUUGCGUUUCCUCUCCUCCAUGUGCGCUGGCUUCACAGCCAGUGUGCUCAGCAAUCCCGCCGAUGUGAUUAAGUCUCGGGUGAUGAAUCAACAAACGGAUGCCGCCGGCAAGAAUCUCACCUACAAGAACUCCAUGGAUUGUCUGAUCAAAACUGUCAGUGAGGAGGGUCCCCUGGCGUUGUACAAGGGCCUGUUGCCGUGCUGGUUCCGUUUGGGUCCGUUCUCGGUGCUCUUCUGGAUGUCCGUGGAGUUUUUGAGAGAUGUGGAGGGACAAGCGGGUUUCUAAACAAGGUACAUGCAAAUUAUAAAAGAAAUUGUGAUCCUAAGAAGGUGUAAAAGAGGUUGAAUGGAUGGAUCAUAAGGGAUCAUCUGUAGUGGAUUAAGUUUCCCACUG
Molecule: messenger RNA, 1219 nt
Organism: Drosophila obscura
Lineage: Eukaryota; Metazoa; Arthropoda; Insecta; Diptera; Drosophilidae
Product: mitochondrial uncoupling protein 4C-like
Exons: 1
Coding region: 104-1111 (335 amino acids)
Biological process (GO): transmembrane transport; response to cold
Source: RefSeq, a predicted model, not a curated record